Lepisosteus oculatus (spotted gar) is the source of this 1005-nucleotide messenger RNA. RefSeq names its product trace amine-associated receptor 13c-like. Gene Ontology annotation, molecular function: trace-amine receptor activity. Gene Ontology annotation, cellular component: membrane. The record is from RefSeq and is a predicted model, not a curated record. Gene Ontology annotation, biological process: G protein-coupled receptor signaling pathway. Lineage: Eukaryota; Metazoa; Chordata; Actinopteri; Semionotiformes; Lepisosteidae.
AUGGAAUUGUUAGAAUUUCAAGUAGUUGGAUACUGUUUUGAAUCUAAUUCUUCCUGCCUGAAGGAAGUGCGAUCUCCAGCUGUGUAUGUGGUGAUGUAUAUUUCUGCAGUGGCAGUGGUGAUGCUGACAGUGUGUGGAAACCUGGUGGUGAUCAUCUCUAUCUCUCACUUCAAGCAGCUCCACACACCAACUAACUUCCUCGUGCUCUCUCUGGCUGUGGCAGAUUUUUUAGUAGGAGCAGCUGUGAUGCCUUUCUGUUUAAUUUUAUUCAUAGAAACCUGUUGGUAUUUUGGAGAAACAUUUUGCAUACUUUAUAAUAUAUCUGUUUUUUUUCUCACAUCUGUUUCAAUUAAUAAUGUUGCAUGCAUAGCUAUUGACCGGUAUUUUGCUGUGUGUUACCCUUUACUUUAUUCUACUAAAGUCUCAAUUAAUAUAACAUCCUCUGUCAUAUCAAUUAAUUGGCUGCUAUCACUACUAUACAAUUUGGCCUUCAUGUAUUUUAAUGGAAAUAUUGAUGGUGCUGAAAAACUGAACAUUUGCCUUGGAGACUGUUUGUUUUUCAUAACUAAAAGCUGGGUAAUAAUUGAUUUAUUAUGUACAUUGAUAUUGCCCUGUUCUGUAAUGAUAACAUUAUAUUUCAAGAUUUUUGUAGUUGCUCAAAAGCAUGCACGAGCAAUCAGCUCUGUUACAGAGCAGAUGUGUUCAGCAGAUAAAAUAUCUUCAACAUCUGAAAGGAAAGCUGCAAAAACAUUAGGAAUAUUAGUGAUUGCAUUUCUGCUCUGUUUGGUGCCGUAUUAUAUAUGCAGUCUCAUUCUUAAAAAUGUGGGCCGAACCUCUUUAGUACUUAGUGUUCUAGGUUGGUUGUUAUAUUUUAAUUCUGCUAUCAAUCCUAUCAUUUAUGCUUUGUUUUAUCCCUGGUUCCAGAAGUCAGUUAAGCUGAUUGUUACCCUCAAGAUAUUUAAAAUAGAAUCCUCCCUGAUAAAUGUGUUUUCUAAGGAAAUUUAA